AUGGAGACCGAAGAUCUGUCGGACCUCUUGGCUGCUUUUGACUCUCUCCCUGAGCUCUCCAACAGAGAGACCGACUCCGACAGAGACUUUCCUUCUUCGGCAAACAGGUCAAGAGAAGAGCCCGAAAACGCUCAAGAGAUAGAGGGAGAGAGACAGACAGGGGGAGAGAGAGAAACCGCUGGAGAGGGAGGAGAAAGGAUCGCCCGUCUUGGUUUCACGUCAAGAGAGGGGUCAGAGCAAGUUUCCACGCCUUCUCUGCGAGCUGUUUUGGAUUUUCCCUCGUUGAUUCCCGACGAGAGAGAGCGACGGGCGGACGGAGGGGAAGGAGACAGACCCCGCGUCGCCUUUUUGGGUUCUCCAGAAGAAAGCGAGAGCGACGGCGCGAGAGACAGUGAGCGAGAGAGCGCCGCGAGGGGCGGGGAAGGAUUCGCUUCGCAAGGCGGAGUUUCUUCCGCGGCGGGGCCGAGAGGGGAUCUGCGACCUGCGGAGACUUCGCCGGUUCUUCUCGAGACGGCCGCGAGCGCAAGAGGACUGAGUGGAGGCGAAGAACGCGUGAACGAUCCGUUCGAUCUGGAUGACACUUUAGGCGCCUUCUUCGACGCGGCGCUCCCGCCUGCCAGCGUGGAAAGUUGGACAGACUUUCUUCUCUCGCAAGCAGACAGGCCUCCUGCGCCUGCUCUGCCUUGCGCCUCGCCGGCGCCCCGUUUCCUCGCUUUCCACGCUCCCGGUCCCCCCAUCUCCCCUCCGCCUGUGCGCGCGAGUCGCCCCGUUGCUUCUCUCUCCUCUCGCAGUCCUCCUCUUCCUUCUCUUCCUUCUCGCUCGUCUUCGUCGUCGGUUGCUGCUCCCCGUCCCUGUCCGCCGUCGGGCUUGUCUGUACCGGGCGCGGCGCGCCGCCAGAUGCAUGCGCUUCCGCUGCAUGCAGCGGUCUCCUCGGCCUCGGCUGCGGAGGGCCUUCGGCGAGAAGUGGGAAACAGUCCAGCUGAGAGAGAACGGGAACCGCGACCCGGUCGAGACGUCCCGGAGGCGCCGUCAGCGCGCCCGUCUCGAGUGCAUGAACACUCCGGACAGGCCGAGGCAGACUCGAGUCCCUCGCGGUUGCGGCGAAGACCGCUGUCCUUGGACGAUUACUUUUCUGUCGCGCAGCAGUCGCGACGCCGGUGCACUGGAACGUCGCAGGUUUCGACUUCAAACGGCGACGAACCAGGGCGCCAAGCGACGCCAGAACCUGCAGCGUCUCUCCCCCUGACAACAUCGAGAGUCCGUGUCGCUCCAGUUUCUUCGGGUUCUUCAGCUUCUUCAGGUUGUGCGUUGCUGACUGAUGUGUCCCAGGGACCGAGAGCUCCACCUGUCCCAGCCUCCCCGCGCAGAAUUCACCCUUCCUCUCCUUUUCCUCCUCCUAUAUCCCCUCCGUCGUCUCCGCUCCGUGCUCGCUCUUCUCCCUCUUCUCCCCCUUCUCCUUCUUCGGCUUCUUCCUCGGCUUCCUUUUCCUCGUCGAACGCUUCUGUCCCAGAAGGCGCUUCUCGCAUGCCGUUCCCCAGUGUCUCUCCACAGCACGAGAGUGUGCGGGGCGCUCCCGCUUCGCCGCCGGAAAAGACGCGGCAACUUCCCCUCAGAGGCGCUCCUCUUUCGGGCUCGAAGCUACUGGCUGGCGCCUGUCUCUUCUUCGGAAAAGCGCAAGAGUGUCCCGUCUGCCUCACUGAAUUCGAAGCCGUCGCGGAAGUCGCUUCCGUCGACGACUGCCGCCACGCGUUUUGUCUCCGCUGCAUUUCAAAGUGGGUCCGUCAGAGCCGGUCCUGUCCCCUGUGUCGCGGUCAGACGACGACUGUCUGUCUCUGGAAAGCGCGUCAUGCAAAGCCGGGACCUGGAGCGAAGAACGUCGCGAGCAAAGCUGCCGAGGCCAACGGCGCGAGUGCGAAGGGAGAAACCGACGCGGGGGGGAUUCGGGCGUUUGCGUUCGCUCGCCGUCUUCAGCCGGAUCGAAACAACAUUCUUAAGCCUGUUUCCCUUGCCACGAAACUCUCCCGGAGUGGGAGGGAAACGCGGAGUGGUAGGCGCGUCCCGACACGCCGAGCAAAGGCCUCGCCGACGAGUCGCCCCGCGGCGCGACUGUCUCCUUCUCGCUCGCCGUCGAGUGUCGCCCCAGAGCAGGGACGCGACCUCGCGCUCGCAACUUCCAGGGAAGAAGGCGCCGACCAGGCGAUUCAAGUCGACGUUCUCGAGGGCCCAGGAGUACCGGAACUUUAG
Molecule: messenger RNA, 2244 nt
Organism: Neospora caninum
Lineage: Eukaryota; Apicomplexa; Conoidasida; Eucoccidiorida; Sarcocystidae
Product: putative zinc finger (C3HC4 type RING finger) protein
Exons: 3
Coding region: 1-2244 (747 amino acids)
Biological process (GO): protein ubiquitination
Molecular function (GO): ubiquitin protein ligase activity
Source: RefSeq, a predicted model, not a curated record